Messenger RNA from Salvia splendens (bonfire salvia), 975 nucleotides. RefSeq lists its product as uncharacterized. Bases 1 to 975 code for a protein of 324 amino acids. The record is from RefSeq and is a predicted model, not a curated record. NCBI's taxonomy places the organism in Eukaryota, Viridiplantae, Streptophyta, Magnoliopsida, Lamiales, Lamiaceae. The transcript has a single exon.
AUGGAAGCCGUGCAUGAAGACGGCGGAGAAGGCGGCAUGCAGUGCGCCCGCCAUCCAUUCCGCAACAGCAGCCCCUCGGGCGGCAUCUGCGCCUCCUGCCUCCAAGAAAAGCUCGGAAAACUCGUCUCCUCCUCCUACGCCGUCGCCGUCUUCCCCUCCUCCUCCGCCGCCUCCUCCCCUUCCUCCAGAUCUGCCGCCGCCGCCUCCUCCGGCAGCAGCCACCACCACCCUCGGAAGCUGCCCUUCGCCUCGAAUAAGAAGAGCAAGGAGCAGAGGCCCUCGGAGAUGGUGUUCAAGCGGAGCAAGUCCACCGCCACUCCCAGGAGAGGAGGAGGUGGAGGAGGCCUCCAUUUCUUCGACCAAGACUACAAGACUCCCACCAAGAGAAGGUUCUGGAAGUUUCUCCACUAUUCCAAAUAUCCCACUUCAAGAAAAGGCGACAAACAUGUUAAAAACCUAAACUUUUCAUCUCCCACCACUGAGGGGGGAGAGAGAAAAAGAGAUGAAUUCGUAGCUGUAGACGACAAUGAGGCCACAUUUGAUAGAAAAGUUUCGAGAUCCAGAUCUGUGGGGUGUGGGAGUAGGAGCUUCUCAGGUGAUUUCUUUGAGAGGAUUUCGACAGGCUUUGGUGAUUGUACCUUGCGAAGAGUUGAGUCACAGAGGGAAGGGAAGCCGAAGAUGAAGCAAUCUGACUGCACUAGGCAGAGGGUCAGAUGUGGUGGGAUAUUUGGGGGAUUUGGGUUGACUUCAUCUUCUUCCUCUUCACAUCUGAUUGCAGCUUCAGACAGAGGUGGGAAAUCAAUGGUGGGAUUGGGACAUCUCUCUCAUGGGAGGAGCAAGAGUUGGGGUUGGGCUUUGGCAAGUCCAAUGAGGGCAUUUGGGAAGAGUUCUGCUGUGAAAAAGGGUGAUGUUUCAGCCAAGAAUUCAGCCCCCAACUUGGCUGCUAUUCCCUCUCUCUUGGCUGUGGGUGGCUGA